Molecule: messenger RNA, 1266 nt
Organism: Acyrthosiphon pisum (pea aphid)
Lineage: Eukaryota; Metazoa; Arthropoda; Insecta; Hemiptera; Aphididae
Product: putative vacuolar protein sorting-associated protein TDA6
Source: RefSeq, a predicted model, not a curated record
AAACCCCAAGUAUGUACAACAAAAUAAAUGCAAAUUCUACUCAUCAGUCAAGGUAUACCUACAUUUAAAGAACAACUGCUGGAAAACACUACUUCCGUACUAUACGGGCAGAAUCCGAACACGACCACCGUGCCCGUCUACGCGCACGUCACUCAAUGCGGUCAUAAACAUUUCCACGUGUCGUAUUGGCUGUUUUUCCCGUUCAGCCAGGGCAAGCCUAUAUGCACACUGGACAUGGGCUUGCUCGGUCCGCUCCCGUUGCCAGUCUUCAACAACAGGUGUUUCGGCACCCUCAAAGAGUUCGGCAGCCAUGUCGGAGACUGGGAACACAUGAGUCUCAUGUUUAAUGGCUACGACGAACCGGAAGAAAUGUACGUGUCCGUGCACGAUGCUGGCGCGUUUUAUCGGGUUCGAUCGAAAUCGCGGAAGUUCGUUUUCAACCGACAAGAGGUGCGUAAAGGCUUCUUGCAAAAACCUAAGUUUCCCGAAGUGGUGCACCUUACAGACGAGGGCAAUCAUCCGGUGCUGUUUGCGGCCAAGGGAUCUCACGGCCUAUGGACUGCUCCAGGAAAACACAAAUACGUGCGUAUACCGCGAUUGUACGACGACAGUGGCUACGGAUUUCCAUGGAAAACUUGGCUAAAAGUCGAAGUGUUGAACUCGUCGAAAAAACUUCCCAUCUGGAUGCAGUAUUACGGCAAAUGGGGAAAUCAACGCAGUAAAUGUCAUCCACUCUCCAAAAUGGGCUUGCAGAUCUGUCAGUUUACCGACGGCCCGACGGGUAUACCAAUGAAACAGCAUGAUUUCCGUUGUCAUAACGCGACCAACUAACCAUGGUUUAUGUUGGUAUCCUACUGUUGGCUGUAAGAGGAAAUCGCCGGUCGGCUGCGAUGAAUAUCAACCAUGACCUAGACGACUUUCAAGCGACAGAACGUGUUUUAGGUCAAUGUGUAUCACCGCGGCAUUGUAUUGUUAUUGUUUUUUUUUUCAUUUUUAUUAUUACUAUUAUUUAACUACACUAUAAACGUGAUGGGUCUCAAUAGUUUUAAGAACCUCAAGAAAAUCGAUAUUGCAGUGUUGCGUACUAAUGUAUUAUGCAUUUAACGUAUAGGUAUAUUGAGUGAAAGUAGGACUGCCGGAUUCUCGGAUUUCCUAAGACAAUUUUGUUUCUUUUUACAUAUAAAUUAUCUAUUUGUAUACUAUUUUAUAGCGUGUAAAGGAUCGAUGUCUGUGUGAUGUAAAUAAAAUAAUGAACAUUUGUGACUA